UCGUUUCAUCGUCUUCCUCGUUCCUGCUUCAUUUUCACUCGUUCCUGUUCAGACAUCGUUCCAAUUUGCCGCGAUGUCAUCACAUUACCACUGCAAAUAAAAUUAACUCGAGUGGUUGGAUGCGUUCCAUUAAUGGCUUCUACGCCCUUUUCACCUUCCAAUUCUCCGCGCCUCAUAACCGGUCAGGACAAGAUUUUACCCGCAAGGCCGGCGGAUUUCGGUCAAAUCCCUUCGUGGGUCUCCCUCAACCGCGCUUCUUCGGUGAAAUCUCCUCCCACCCAGCACGGUCAAGUAGAGAACUUGCAUUUGUUAUCUCUGUCCAGGCAGGGGAAAUUCGAACAAGUUCAUGAGUUCAUCAAGACUAUGGACGAAGCCGGCAUUGCCGUCAGUCUCUCCACGUAUAAAUCCCUCUUCGAAACGUGUGGGGAGAUGGGACGUUUAUCGGACGGGAGAUUGAUUCGCGAUCGGUUAAGGAACCCACCUGGGUUUCUUGAAGAUUGCGCUCUCCAAAUGUAUUGUGACUGUGGGAGCUUGUCCGAUGCGCGGAGACUGUUUGAUAAAAUGCGGGAGAAGAGUUCGUUCACGUGGGGAAUAAUGAUAUCAGCUUACGCGCAAAGGGGUGUUUUGGACAAAGCUUUUCAGUUGUUUUCGCUCUUGAUAGAUGCGGGAGUUGGACCGAAUUUUUCCGUCUACAUAAGUUUAUUGAGGUCAUUGAUGGACUCUUCUUGUUUGGAGAUUGGCAGACAGAUGCAUUGUCAUUUGAUAAAAACUGGGUCAGGUUCAAAUGCUUCAGUCGGCACGGCAAUUUGCAAUAUGUACGUUAAAUGCGGGUGGUUAUGGGGUGCGAGGAUCGUUUUUGAUCAGAUGGCUGAAAAGAAAGCAGUAGCUUGGACUGGAUUAAUGGUGGGGUACACUGAGGCUAACAUGAGGAAUGAUGUUCUUCAGUUGUUUGAGAAAAUGGUUAAGGAAGGUGUGGAAUUGGAUGAGUUUGUAUUCUCUAUUGUUCUCAAAGCCUGUGCUUGGUUGGAGGACUUGAGAGUAGGAAGGCAAAUUCAUGGCUACAUCGUUAAGCUGGGGUUGGAAUCUGAAGUUUCUGUGGGAACUCCUCUUGUGGACCUUUACGUGAAAUGCGCAUGUUUCGAGUCCGCUCUCAUGGCAUUUCAGAAGAUAAACAACCCAAAUGAUGUUUCCUGGAGCGCAUUGAUAUCUGGUUAUUCUCAAUCUGGUAGAGUUGAGGAGUGCCUUAAAACUUACAAAUCGUUGAGAGUUAGAGAUGGAGCACUAAAUCCAUUCAUCUACACUAGCAUUUUCCAAGCAUGCUCCACGCUUGCAGAUAUUAAUUCGGGUGCACAAGCUCACGCGGAUGCAAUAAAAAGAGGUCUGAUCUCACCUUUAUAUGGGGAGAGUGCACUAGUCACCAUGUACUCCAAAUGUGGCGACAUGGAUUAUGCCAGUCGAGUUUUCAGUUUAAUUAGUGAACCAGAUACUAUAGCGUGGACUGCUAUAAUAGCUGGGUAUGCAUAUCAUGGCAUUGCUUCAGAAGCGCUCAGGUACUUUAGGAAGAUGCAGGAUUCUGGUGCCAGGCCGAAUGGAGUCACUUUUGUUGCAGUCCUGACUGCUUGUAGCCAUUCAAGUUUGAUAACAGAGGCCAAGUGUUACUUGAAAUCAAUGAACAGUGAAUAUGGUGUCGCUCCUACGAUCGAUCAUUUUAAUUGUAUGAUUGAUGUAUACUCUCGUGCCGGUCUACUUCAAGAGGCAUUCGAACUGAUUAAUGGUAUGAACUUUGAUCCUGAUGCAAUGAGCUGGAAAUGUUUGCUGGCCGGGUGUUGGAAUCAUAGAAAUCUCAAGCUUGGAAGGAUAGCGUCAGAGAAUCUUCUUCAGCUGAACCCAGAUGAUACUGCAGGUUACAUCCUCCUGUUUAACUUGUGCGUUUCACAUGAAAAGUGGGAAGAAGCGGCGAGAAUUAGGAAGAAGAUGAUGGAAAAGAACUUGAGGAAAGAGGUCAGUUGCAGCUGGACUACGGUGAAGGGUCAAUGGCACAGGUUCAUAGUUGGUGACAGACACCAUCCUCAAACAAAGGAGAUCUACGCAAAGCUGAAGGAAAUUGACUUCCGAGAUAGUAACAGUGAAGAUUGGUCCCUAUUAAUUGAGGAGGAUGCAUCUUGUAUUUUGCCGGAGCGAAGACAUCAGCUUCUUGAACAUAGUGAGAGACUGGCAAUAGCAUUCGGGCUGCUCUCCUCGCCGAGGAAUUCACCUGUUCUCAUUUUCAAGAAUCUUCGAGCUUGCAGAGAUUGCCACGAUUUUGCCAAGCAUGUGUCUAGUGUGGCUGAACGGGAGAUCAUAAUUAGAGACUCGAGUAGGUUCCAUCAUUUUAAGCUUGGUCAGUGUUCUUGCGGUGAUCAUUGGUGAAUGUCGCACUUACCAUCCUCUCUACUUGCCUUGACGACCCAAGCUGCGUGAUUGGUAGGUUACAGAAUGGCCAUUUUUUUGGUUCGUAAACACCUCAUUCAUAAUGUUAUGCCUAUGUAGAUUCUA
Messenger RNA from Rhodamnia argentea, 2535 nucleotides. RefSeq names its product pentatricopeptide repeat-containing protein At5g13270, chloroplastic. The coding region runs from base 133 to 2409 and encodes 758 amino acids. Lineage: Eukaryota; Viridiplantae; Streptophyta; Magnoliopsida; Myrtales; Myrtaceae. The record is from RefSeq and is a predicted model, not a curated record. Gene Ontology annotation, molecular function: RNA binding; zinc ion binding; protein binding. The transcript has a single exon. Gene Ontology annotation, biological process: RNA modification.